Molecule: messenger RNA, 939 nt
Organism: Alternaria alternata
Lineage: Eukaryota; Fungi; Ascomycota; Dothideomycetes; Pleosporales; Pleosporaceae
Product: thioesterase family protein-like protein
Exons: 3
Coding region: 280-864 (194 amino acids)
Molecular function (GO): fatty acyl-CoA hydrolase activity
Source: RefSeq, a predicted model, not a curated record
CAUCAAUCCGCAGCAUCACCCGACUACGCCAAUAGUUUGGUUGUAAACGGGGAGUCUCCCGACAUUCCAAAUGGUCUACGGAGAAGCUCGUUGUCUUGAUUCAGAUCACUAACGCGACGACGUAUCCCCAAAGCAUACGCUGUGAUUCAUACUAUUGGAUUACCAACGGAGAUCACCGCAAGCACCCUAAGGUACUCCCUACACCCACCGCCCAAGCGGAACGAGCCUCUUCAUAGUCGGGGUAGUCUCAACCAGAUUCUCUUUAGUCCCGAAUCCACCAUGGGCGACCAACAAACAAAUCGGCAAAAGGCAAUGGCGGCCGUACAUGCAAUGUUCGAAAAGUACAAGUUGCUUGCAGCCCGCAGGCCCAAGAACCAUGUCGACUUUGACCGAGAAGUCAUGUUGAAUCUGGAGCUCGUGGAUGCAAGCCUCGAUGGUACAGUUACUUAUGAACUCGUCAUUGGGCCCAACUUUUCGAACUUGAACAAUGUUAUGCAUGGAGGCGCCGCCGGUGUUAUAUUCGACAUGUCCACGACGACGGCUCUUUGUCCUCUUGCUCGGCCUGGGUUCUGGGAAUUCAUGGGCGGCGUAACUCGUUCUCUCAACAUCUCCUAUCUUAAGGCGGUGCCCAUCAACACCAGGGUGCGACUCAAUAGCAGAGUGGUAAGUGUGGGCAAGCAGAUGGCUAUGAUCCGAGGCGACAUGACCAGCCUGGAUGGCAAGACAACAUACUGCACAGUGGAGCACCAUAAAGUGAAUGCGCCUGUGGUCAAAGAGCAUCUAGAUGUAAGAACAGCGUGGGAUGAAGAAUUCGCGAGGGAAUGGAAAGCGAAGGGCAUGAAAGAAGUGAAAAGCAAAAUAUGAUGAAGUUGCCCAGGCCCAACGCCGAGACAUGCAUUCUGGAUAUUUGAUUCAUCAUGACUAUGGCCAAAAGCGGUA